Purpureocillium lilacinum is the source of this 684-nucleotide messenger RNA. The record is from RefSeq and is a predicted model, not a curated record. NCBI's taxonomy places the organism in Eukaryota, Fungi, Ascomycota, Sordariomycetes, Hypocreales, Ophiocordycipitaceae.
AUGGAAGGGGCGCAGAAGGUCCGAGCCCGGCGCACCACCCCGCCGGUUUGUGUGUUGGCGGCGCAUCGCGGGCGUACCGCAGCCGUGGGAGGAAGCAUGGCGCUGGCGUCCUUUUUUUUUUCCCUUGCCCUUUUCCUCUCUCGAGCAUUUCCCUUUGGCCCCCUUCUCGUCGCUAGCCCACUUCGGAAUCAAGGUCAGCAGCGACGGACGGGCGCAGCCCUGGGCCGCCGUCGGCGCGGCGGUCACGCCACGUGUGGACGGGGGUGGUGGUGGUGCAGGGAGGCAAGGGCCGGCACGGGAAAGGGUAAAAAGGGCUCACGCACGAAGAGGGCGUUUUCCGCUCCGCGGUUGAACAGGCAGAUGGUGUAUGGCGUUGCUCAGAAGCCAAGCCGGGGCUAUCGAGGGACCUGGUGCGCGGCAGAGCGGACGUUCGGGCACAAUCUGGCGUGGAAAGAUCCGUUCGUUCUCGAGGUGACUGCGCUUCGGCCUCCUUUAUUAGCCGUGGCGUUGAACUCCCAGUGCGCCGGGCCGUACAUGGACGCCAUUGGAACCGAACUGUCGAUCGAGACGACCCGGGCGCAGGACCGCGCUGGGCGAGUGCGCGGCGCGCGUGUUGCCGCUAGGCCGGGCGUGGGAUGCCCGCCUACGGCCCUACCUAUCCGGGUUGGGACGGGACGACACUGA